This is a messenger RNA of Dama dama (fallow deer), 1694 nucleotides long. RefSeq names its product 5'-nucleotidase, cytosolic IIIA (gene NT5C3A). The record is from RefSeq and is a predicted model, not a curated record. The transcript has 10 exons. Bases 192 to 1085 code for a protein of 297 amino acids. Gene Ontology annotation, molecular function: 5'-nucleotidase activity; magnesium ion binding. Lineage: Eukaryota; Metazoa; Chordata; Mammalia; Artiodactyla; Cervidae. Gene Ontology annotation, cellular component: cytoplasm.
CACCAGAGCAUAAUAAAGCCCUGUGUGGUGACGCGUCACAGGGCCGAUUUUGCGUGGAGUGUGUUGGCCGAGGCUGCUGGGACCGCCCCCGGCUGCACCUUGCGCUAUAUUAGUGCUCCUCAGACAGGAAGAAUUUUCUUUCGCUGCUGUAGCUUGUCCGGUUACCUUCAGGAAGAUUGGAUAAUCAAGAAAUGCUUAAUCAAGACUCUGCCGUACAUGUGAAAAUGAUGCCAGAAAUCCAGAAAAAUUCAGUUCACAUCAAGAACCCAUCAAGAGUAGAAGAAAUUAUCUGUGGUCUUAUCAAAGGAGGAGCUGCUAAACUUCAGAUAAUAACAGACUUUGAUAUGACAUUGAGUCGAUUUUCCUACAAAGGAAAAAGAUGCCCAUCAUGUCAUAAUGUCAUUGACAACUGUAAGCUAAUCACAGAUGAAUGUCGAGAAAAGUUACUACAACUAAAGGAAAAAUACUAUGCUAUUGAAGUUGAUCCUGUUCUUACUAUAGAAGAGAAGUACCCUUAUAUAGUAGAAUGGUAUACCAAAUCACAUAGCUUGCUUGUUGAACAGGCUUUACCGAAAGCCAAACUUAAAGAAAUUGUGGAAGAAUCUGACAUUAUGCUCAAGGAAGGAUAUGAGAAUUUCUUUGAUAAGCUGCAACAAUACGGUAUUCCUGUGUUCAUAUUUUCGGCUGGUAUCGGUGAUGUGCUGGAGGAGGUUAUCCGUCAAGCUGGUGUAUAUUACCCAAAUGUUAAAGUAGUGUCCAACUUCAUGGAUUUUGAUGACAAUGGGCUGCUCAAAGGAUUUAAAGGAGAACUAAUUCAUGUGUUUAACAAACAUGAUGGUUCCUUGAAGAAUACAGAAUAUUUCAAUCAACUAAAAAACAAUAGCAACAUAAUUCUCCUGGGAGAUUCCCAAGGGGACUUAAAAAUGGCAGAUGGAGUAGCCAAUGUGGAACACAUCCUGAAAAUUGGGUAUCUAAAUGAUAGAGUGGAUGAGCUUUUAGAAAAGUACAUGGACUCUUAUGAUAUUGUUCUAGUAAAAGAUGAGUCACUGGAUGUAGCCAAUUCUAUCUUACAGAAGAUUCUAUAAACAACCAUUCUUCAAGAAGACCUCUCACCUAUGGGUGCAAUUGAUGAAAGAGCUGCUCAUCUGUUCAUCUGGCUAAAAGACUUUUUUUAAUUUAUAAUAUAUUCUUGCUCUUGAAGUUUUUCCUCUGUAUUACUCAAGUAUUUUCAGAUUUGUUGAAUCCAUCAACUGGAAGUUCCUAUUUCUCCACCUCUCUCAACACACUCCUCACUAUAUAUUUUUUAACAAAUUUUUAAAAAUUCUUAGAGCUAAAAUUGGAAAAAUAACCCCCUACAUUUCGAGAGUGACUUUUGUAGCUUAAUGUUAUUAUGACAUUUUCGAGGAAUCUUUUUACAUUGGGAAAGUUUAUAGAAGAUUUAAAAGUUUUAUGAAAUGAUGAAAUAAUGUGCAUGAUUUUAAGUAUUAUCAUUUUUAUAAUUUGUGUGUAUUACGCUGAUGGUAUUAAUCAUCUCCUAAAACUUACAUUUAGUUCUUUUGUUUGGUGAAAAUCAGUAUUUACCAAAAAAUAUUGGCAGUUAAUGUUUGAAAAAUAUCCAUUGGUAUCGACAUGUCACUAAUCAUUACAGAAUGUUCUGUAUCAAAGCACUGAUGAUAAACAUGAAAUGAAAAGCC